UUUUACCGGAAGUAAGUGCAGUGACUUUUUGGUCCUUUUUUCAGGAAACGCCGCCGUCCAAACUGAACGUCACAAGGCAAACAUUGAGCGCUUUUUUUGCGUUGGACCGAGUUUUAAAUCUGCAAGCAUGCUCCUGAGAAUACUCGUACAGCUUGACCUCCUGUAUGGUUUUUGGCCUCUGGUUACUGGAACGUGUCAGCAGCAGCAUCCUCCGCCGCCGCUGCUGCUUGUAUCGUUUGAUGGCUUCAGAGCAGACUACCUGCAGAGGUUCCCGAUGCACAACCUGACACGUCUGUACAGGCAAGGAGUCCUGGUGGAGCAACUCACCAACGUGUUUGUCACAAAGACCUUUCCCAACCAUUACAGCCUGGUGACGGGACUCUACGCGGAGUCUCACGGGAUCCUAGCCAGCCAAAUGUACGACCCAAUCAGCCACAAGUACUUCCACGCUGGCAAAACUCGCGAUCCAAUGUGGUGGAAUGAGGCGACACCUAUCUGGCUCUCAGCAAAUCAAGCAGGCUACAGGACGGGGGUAGCCAUGUGGCCUGGCUCUGACUUGGCCAUCCACAACCAUACGCCCACGCACUUCUUGCCUUACAGCAGUAAUGUGACCUUCCGGGAGCGUUUGGACAGUGUGACAAAUUGGAUGCUGGGAAGUGAGAAGGAAGAAGGAGUGAUGUUUGCAGCUCUCUACUGGGAGGAGCCAGAUCGAUCAGGACACAUAUUUGGACCUGAAAAUACCUCGGCCAUUGGCAAAGUGCUGAAGGAAGUCGACGACGACAUCGGCCUGCUGAUAUCUGAACUGAAUCGGACCGGGCUGUGGGGCCGCGUGAAUAUCCUGGUGACCAGUGACCACGGCAUGGCUCAGUGCUCGGCCGAUCGCCUCAUCCGACUGGAUGACUGUUUAGAUCCCGACAACUAUACGCUGGUGGAGGUCACUCCUGUGGCAGCCCUCAUCCCAAACAACGAGCCAAAGGCUGUCUUUGCGCUGCUUGAGAAGUGCCACGCCCACAUGACCGCAUAUUUAAAAGAGGCUAUACCAGAUAGUUUGCACUACCGCAACAACGAACGUGUCCAGCCCAUCAUACUGAUUGCUGAUGAGGGAUGGACUAUAAUACAGCGAGGGGACAAACUGCCGAGACUGGGCGAUCACGGCUAUGACAACUCCCUACCCAGCAUGCACCCCUUCAUGGCGGCAAUGGGGCCCAGCUUCCGCAGUGGAUACCGACUGAAGAGUUUGCAGAGCGUGGACAUUUACCCGCUCAUGUGCCACCUUCUAGCUGUGCCCCCGCAGCCCAACAACGGUAGCCUGGCCGAGGCUCGGUGCAUGCUCGUGGGUGAAUGCGGCCAGGAUGUGCUGGUGAUCGCCGGUCUGGCGAUGGGUAUCCUGAUCGUGCUCGCUAUAAUGCCCGUUCUGUUCAAGCGACUGGCCCGCUGCUUUCGGCCAUCAGCUCCCCAAGCCUUUCGGAGACUUGAAGUUGAACACGGCAAUGAUGAAGAGGAGUCCCUGCUGGAGUAACUUCCUUCAAGCUUUGCCUGCUCACGCACUUUAGCCACCGUGGUAGACGAGACAAAUCCAUUGAGAUCAAGUCAUACUAUUUCUGGAGUUGUGCACUGUUACUUGAGGAUCCCGAUUGAGGAGACCUGUCAAACGAUGGUGGCGAACCUCUGCUGGCUGACAUUUUGACUCUGCUGUAGAAGCAAGUUUUCAACCAGUCUUCAUGUUCCGAAUGCAGCUCUGUUUCUUCUUUUCUCUUUUAAGACAGACCUAAUGUCUCUAAUUAUCUCCUACCCAAAUGUCACAAUCUUGCCAAACGGGCUUUCCAGAAGAAGGGCGUGGAUACAACACGCAAAAGGGCAUAAAUGAUGAGGUUGUCAAUAAUCCAAAGAGAGGCUUGUUUUUUUUUUUUUCAUUUAAAGUGUUAUGUAAAAAUUCCAGAAUAGGAACAACGCGUCCGGGACCCUUGUGAGAAAAAACAAUUCUGAUAAUGUAUGGAUGGAUGUUUCUUGCUAGGUUAAUUCACCUAUUGCUCACCCUUUUUUUUGGGGGGGGGGCUGUCAUACUAGUUUUAGUCAGCAAAGGGUGACGAUGGCUGACUUGUGCAACGCAUUGAGGUAUUGCAGGCAAACCUGAAAGUCCAUCACGUGCUGUAUGCAUUCAUAUAUGAAUGAAAUGACUGUGGCAUGAGAGAUGCCGUUUUGCACAAUAAAAAGCAGCAGGACGCCGAAGUAGAACCUACUGGACAAAAUGGUGA
Hippocampus zosterae (dwarf seahorse) is the source of this 2255-nucleotide messenger RNA. RefSeq names its product ectonucleotide pyrophosphatase/phosphodiesterase 4 (gene enpp4). The record is from RefSeq and is a predicted model, not a curated record. Lineage: Eukaryota; Metazoa; Chordata; Actinopteri; Syngnathiformes; Syngnathidae. Bases 128 to 1519 code for a protein of 463 amino acids. The transcript has 8 exons.